Molecule: messenger RNA, 1503 nt
Organism: Trematomus bernacchii (emerald rockcod)
Lineage: Eukaryota; Metazoa; Chordata; Actinopteri; Perciformes; Nototheniidae
Product: histone H3
Exons: 1
Coding region: 12-422 (136 amino acids)
Cellular component (GO): nucleosome
Molecular function (GO): protein heterodimerization activity; structural constituent of chromatin; DNA binding
Source: RefSeq, a predicted model, not a curated record
UCUCGCUAGCCAUGGCAAGAACCAAGCAGACCGCCCGUAAAUCCACCGGAGGAAAGGCUCCCAGGAAGCAGCUGGCCACCAAGGCUGCCCGUAAGAGCGCCCCGGCCACCGGCGGCGUGAAGAAGCCUCACCGUUACAGGCCCGGUACCGUGGCUCUGAGGGAGAUCCGCCGCUACCAGAAGUCCACCGAGCUGCUGAUCCGCAAGCUGCCCUUCCAGCGCCUGGUGAGGGAGAUCGCUCAGGACUUCAAGACCGACCUGCGCUUCCAGAGCUCCGCCGUCAUGGCUCUGCAGGAGUCCAGCGAGGCCUACCUGGUCGGCCUGUUCGAGGACACCAACCUGUGCGCCAUCCACGCCAAGAGGGUCACCAUCAUGCCCAAGGACAUCCAGCUGGCCCGCCGCAUCCGCGGAGAGAGGGCUUAAACUGACCUGAGACCAGAACACUGAAACACAAAGGCUCUUUUAAGAGCCACACACACACACUUACAGAGCAACACGUCCUAAAACACAUGUGUUAUAUUACUUUAUAAACAAUUUGUACCCCUUUGAUUAUUAAGGCAGGGUCCAUAGUAACACAUUAUGAUAACAUAGUUUAUAAACGCCUACAAUGUUGAUCCAUUUGCAACUACCACUGGGUUGUAAUGUAGGGUCUCAUUUAUUGCUAGACACUGACAUCUAGUGGUUUGUUGAGAUAAAGCCCAUACAGGCAACUAAUUUAAUGAUUUUGGUCUGUAAACAUAUCGAGUGGACACACUAGUAUUCGAUAAUGGUGUAUACAUCGAUUGCUGAGUGGACACUGCUGCACUUUCAGUGUGUCAUUUCAUAAGACACUUUCAUCUAACUAUGUGGGCUGUCUUAAAAAUACAGUUUAGUUUAAACAAUAUUACUUAAGAUGUUACUAUUUACAUGGUUAUCUAAUCUUGAAAUAGUGCUGUAUAAUAGUUUGUGCCAUGUUUGUUUUAGAGCUACUAAACUAACUCCUAACGGUAUAAUAUACAACGGUCACAUUAAAGAACUGCUAAUCGGCUAAGAGAUAAUAACUUCAUUAAUAUCUAGAUGUACCUAAUUUCUUAAAAUGCUAAUACAAAAUAAAUAAAGAACUGUUAGAAAGACACACGUGUUAAUAUGUAAUUCACUACAAUAGAGCCACUAUUUUCGUUCUGCUCCAAACAUUUGUUGGUGAACUCUGACAUCUGUUGGAUAAAGGCUGCUACUAAAUAUAUCCUGUUGUGUAUUCACUUCAAUGUGCGUGAGGGCAAAAGAUACCAUCGAGUGCUUAAAUGUUACGGUACGCUAUUGAUCGGUGAACUGCAGACACCUGCCAAUAAGUAGCUACUGAUAUAGUGUCGUGUAAACUGAGUUAAACAUUAAUGAUGGGUCCAACAAACGUUGUGGCUUUAUGCAUGUGGACUGACAGAUGUAAAAACCAAACCGCUAUUCAUUUGAGAAUGUGGUGAUUAACCUGCUGGAUGUACGAAGGACAUUGUGAAGAGUUUGCUUUAGU